Sphenostylis stenocarpa is the source of this 285-nucleotide messenger RNA. The record is from the annotation of a GenBank genome assembly. NCBI's taxonomy places the organism in Eukaryota, Viridiplantae, Streptophyta, Magnoliopsida, Fabales, Fabaceae.
AUGAAAAGAAGCCGCACUUUGGCUGUUGUCUUGACGCCUUGGUUACGAAAGUCGCCGGGGUCUAGGUUUAUGGAUGGAUUUAGUGAGCCAAAUACACCUCCGGUGCUGAUAAGAUUGGGACCCUGGUCGUUCGUCUCCGGUUUACCGGCCGAUAAGAUCUCUGAGAUUGACCAGCCAGCUGGGUUGGUUUGGCUAUUCCUUUCUAUUGAAAAGAAGGAGUCAGCGCUCACCAGACAGAAAGCCAGGUUCCAACUCUUCUUUUCCGUAAGGGCUUCCAUAACCUGA